Neurospora tetrasperma FGSC 2508 is the source of this 596-nucleotide messenger RNA. RefSeq lists its product as uncharacterized. NCBI's taxonomy places the organism in Eukaryota, Fungi, Ascomycota, Sordariomycetes, Sordariales, Sordariaceae. The transcript has 4 exons. The coding region runs from base 116 to 349 and encodes 77 amino acids. The record is from RefSeq and is a predicted model, not a curated record. Gene Ontology annotation, molecular function: protein heterodimerization activity. Gene Ontology annotation, biological process: kinetochore assembly; mitotic cell cycle; chromosome segregation. Gene Ontology annotation, cellular component: kinetochore; nucleoplasm.
UCAACAUCACCUACGGGCACGUUUGGCCUAUUCACAGCAGCGAAGGACAUGGUAUCGGGGACAUCCUAGGUCUUGUCGCGACAUCCAAAUCAUCUGCAAGAAGUUGGGCGGAAAUAUGCCCGGUCAAAAAGCAUACCCGCGGGCGACGGUCAAGAAGAUUGUCAAGGCCCACGCUAACUGCAAUGUUAGCAAAAAUGUCGAUGUCAUGAUCUAUCUCGAUUAUGUUUUGUUCAUGCAAACCCUCAUGAAAGAGGCUACCAUCGAAGCCAAGCAAGGGGGUGAACGGGGCAUCACAGGUCGGAGUGUCAAGAAAGUCACUGCGGACACUCUUGCCAAGUUCAAGGGUUGAGGAAUUUCGACGCUGCACCUGGACAACACACGGGCUGGUUACCCCCACCGUCAAAGGGAUCCCGUUGGAGGUGAAGCAAACGGGAGAAUGGUUUCGACGACCUAUCAGUUUUCAAUAGGGUAUGAGUGCAUACAUGGACUUGUACACGUCCUCAUUCGUGGAUGUGGUGACAACAGUCGGCUCGUACAUGACAAGUUGAAUGGAGUGCGGGGGAAGACAUCUCGACAUCCAUCAUAAUGGUAAAAUC